AUGCUGGAUAAGUUCAAUCUCGAGCGCAAAUCAUGCGUCAUUUACAUAUCGAUUGCCGUGACAGCCUUCAUGGGCUACAUGAUACUUGUGAGAAUAUUGCGUUACAAGCGCAUGGUCCAUAUCAGUGCUGCUUUCGUGCACGGGGGAAGAGAGUUGUCGAGCAUGACGACAGAUGAAGCACAUGAAAUCAUUUCCCAGCUCCAAGAGCUGGAGUUUCCGUACGCAUUUGGCAAAGCUCGCAAGAUCGCAUUAUUGAAGGCUGGAGCUAUUCCAUCCAUGUCAAAGCUCUUCGCAGUCACGGGUCAAAACAACAAGAAAAAUGCCGGGAAGCGCGCCGUUGACACGGAAAUUCUUCUCAGGGAGGCACAAUCCAAGCCUCGAGAUUCAGAUCGGUAUAUGCGCGCUGUGGCUAGAAUGAAUUAUCUUCACGCCCGGUAUCGCAAAGCGAACAAAAUCACGGACGACGACCUUCUUCAUACCCUUGGCGACGGGCUUUUCGAAAUUGUCAACAUCGUCGGAAGAGAGGAAUGGCGCGACUUGACAGAUGUUGAAUUAUGUGCUCUUGGGGUCUUUCACAAGAACCUAGGAGAAGACAUGGGUAUCCCUUUCCAUAACCUCCCUUCGAGUGAGGAAGGGUGGGAAAACGGGUUGGAUUUUGCAACCGAGUUGCAAAACUGGACAUUGCGUUAUGAAAAAGAAGUCGCCAAGCCUACCGCCACGAAUGACCAAUAUGUCAGAGUCUAUGUUGACUCUGCACUAUCAUCACUCCCUAACUUUGUACGAUCAGCUGUGCGCCAGAUGUUGGGAGCUAGUCUGGACGACGUUAUGAGAACGAGCUUGCAACUUGAGUCUCCCGGCCUAAUUUUGUCAACACUGCUCCGAUCAAUUCAGGAAGUACGGAAACUGUUUUUGAGACAUCUUGCACUCCCACGAAUCGAAGCAAUCAAGCUUGUCAAUGAGACACCCAAUGCGAACACGGGACUUUAUGGAUUUGGAAGGAAAACUCUCCAACCAUGGUAUAUGGAGCCCAGUUUCCAGUCUAGUUGGGGGCCCGGAGCCAUGCUCGUUAGAGCGUUGGGCGGUAAGGUGCCCGGCUCACGCGGAGACCGAUAUCACCCACAAGGUUAUAACUUGAUGACAAUCGGACCGGAGCCACAGAAAGAGAAAGGAGAGGAAGAUAUGUUGUCUGAUAUCGAAGUCAUCCGAGCUAGGACUAUGACGUCAUGUCCAUUCUCCCAGGCAAAGGGUGGUUUUAUGUAA
Messenger RNA from Penicillium olsonii, 1260 nucleotides. NCBI's taxonomy places the organism in Eukaryota, Fungi, Ascomycota, Eurotiomycetes, Eurotiales, Aspergillaceae. The record is from the annotation of a GenBank genome assembly.